AAGACCAGAUUCAGGAAAAACAGAGAGCGCAUAUUCCCCUGAACCUGGACGCCAAAUAAGACCAUGUGUGAAAUUCAGCCCCAGAAGCCCCCACAAACUACAAAGAGGUCCACCUCUCCACGUUUCCAUUUUCCAAGCCCCUCCUAAACGUUCAUUAUCAUCAUCAUCUUCUUUACAAAUCUUCGAAGAAGAAGAAGAAGAAGAAGAAGAUAACACAGCAAACAAUUGAUUUUCCACAAAAAAGAGAGAGAGACCAUGGCAGAGAGUUUGGUGGAAAUCCAAAUCCCACAGCAAAAGCUGUUCAAGGGAAUUGAAUUUCCUUCGGUUGUGGGUCCAAGUCCCUCAGUUUCCUUCACUCUCACCCACUUCAUCAAAACCGUACAAACCCAGAAACCAUUCAUCCAGUCGCUGCUUCACAAAUCAGGAGCAGUGCUCUUGAGGGGUUUCCCAAUAAAAACAGCAUCCGACUUCAACGAUGUGGUGGAGGCUUUUGGGUUCGAGGAACUGCCUUACGUUGGAGGUGCCGCCCCUAGGAACAACGUUGUUGGUCGUGUCUACACCGCCAAUGAGUCCCCACCCGAUCAGAAGAUUCCUUUCCACCACGAAAUGUCUCAGGUUCCUGAGUACCCAUCCAAGUUGUUUUUCUUCUGUGAAAUAGAGCCAAAAAGUGGGGGAGAAACUCCUAUUGUCCUUAGCCACAUUGUGUAUGAGAGAAUGAAAGAGAGGUACCCUGAAUUCGUUGAACGAUUAGAAGAGCACGGUUUGAUAUAUACUCGAUUUUUAGGACAAGAGGAUGACCCUUCAUCUCCUAUUGGCCGUGGAUGGCAGUCCACCUUCUUGACCAAAGACAGGACUGUGGCUGAGCAAAGGGCUGCUAAGUUAGGCGUGAGGUUAGAAUGGAUGGAGAAUAACGUAGUGAAAACGGUAAUGGGUCCGAUCCCGGCAAUCAAAUACGAUGAGAGUAGAAAACGAAAGAUUUGGUUCAACAGCAUGGUUGCUGCUUAUACAGGGUGGGAAGACUCGAGGAAUGUUCCUGAGAAGGCCGUCACUUUUGGCGAUGGUAAGCCAUUGCCAGCAGAUAUUAUCCACGAUUGCUCCAGAAUAUUUGAUGAGGAAUCUGUUACCUUCCCAUGGCAGAAAUGUGAUGUUCUUCUGGUGGAUAACUUGGCUGUUCUUCAUUCCAGACGUUCAUUCACUCCACCUCGCCGAGUACUCGCAUCGCUCUGCAAGUAGACUACUUGCUUGGCUCUUCCUGUAGAGAGGGAAGAAAUGCCUGCAUUAAGGGAUGAGGAGAUAUUCUGUACUAUUAUCGCUUGCUCUGUUUCCUCUGUUUCAUUUAUGUAAACAGAUUAGAAUUGGAGCUUUAUAUAAUAAUCUCUAUCGGAGGAAUGUUGGGUCUUUUAUGGUAUGUAAACUUCGCCAAAGCAAAACACGUGAAUCUUAAAGCCAUUAUGUCAGGUUUUCUA
This is a messenger RNA of Ziziphus jujuba (common jujube), 1466 nucleotides long. Its product is annotated as clavaminate synthase-like protein At3g21360. The transcript has 3 exons. NCBI's taxonomy places the organism in Eukaryota, Viridiplantae, Streptophyta, Magnoliopsida, Rosales, Rhamnaceae. Gene Ontology annotation, molecular function: oxidoreductase activity. The record is from RefSeq and is a predicted model, not a curated record. The coding region runs from base 256 to 1233 and encodes 325 amino acids.